CUUCUGUACAUCCACCACCUCAGAGAGAUACAGAGACCCAGAGAGAGAUUGUGGAGAGAGAUGAGUAAGAUGCAGAUCUUCGUGAAAUCGUUGAGCAGCAAAACGCUUGCACUCGGUGUCGACUCGAGUGACACGGUCGAGUCCGUUAAGAAGCAGAUUGCUAAUGAGAACGGUGUAGCUGUGGCUGACGUGGAGGAGCUGAGGCUCGCGUUCGCAGGCCGAGAGCUCGAAGAUCACCGUGUAAUCGGUGAUUAUCCGAUCCACAACGAGUCCACUCUGGAUGUGCUUUUGAGGCUUCGAGGAGGCAAGGGAGGGCCUCCGAAGAUUGAUCUGAACCUGGUUGCUCUGGCUCAGAAGCACAACCAGCGCAAGAUGAUCUGUAGGAAGUGCUAUGCGCGAUUGGAUAUUCGGGCUAAAAACUGCAGGAAGAAGAAGUGUGGGCAUAGCAACCAGUUGAGGCCCAAGUCGGUGCUGGAUUCCAAGGGCUCGGGAUAAUUAAGAGGACUCUGAGUUUCGGGUUUCUUUAUCUAGUUAUAUCUGCUGGAAGUUUAGCAGUUUGUAAUAAGCGUCUGGUACUAUAUAUUGUGGUAGUUAGACAAGUUCUUAUUGGCACUGGGUGGAAGUUUGAACUAUGAAGAGCUUGAUGGUAAUUGUUGUAGUCGCGUAUUUGAUUCUAUUGUGUCGUGAUUUAUAUUGAUGGCUGUUUCAUUUUGGUUCCUCGUUUCAACUGAUUUCAAUACUGUGAUAAUGCUGUAGUCUGUAGAUGCAUGUUUUUGAUUGUUAAA
This is a messenger RNA of Daucus carota subsp. sativus, 785 nucleotides long. Its product is annotated as ubiquitin-ribosomal protein eL40y fusion protein-like. Gene Ontology annotation, molecular function: protein tag activity; structural constituent of ribosome; ubiquitin protein ligase binding. NCBI's taxonomy places the organism in Eukaryota, Viridiplantae, Streptophyta, Magnoliopsida, Apiales, Apiaceae. The coding region runs from base 61 to 495 and encodes 144 amino acids. Gene Ontology annotation, cellular component: cytoplasm; nucleus; ribosome. The record is from RefSeq and is a predicted model, not a curated record. The transcript is spliced from 5 exons. Gene Ontology annotation, biological process: protein ubiquitination; translation; modification-dependent protein catabolic process.